Messenger RNA from Penicillium cosmopolitanum, 810 nucleotides. RefSeq names its product C2H2-type zinc finger protein. Lineage: Eukaryota; Fungi; Ascomycota; Eurotiomycetes; Eurotiales; Aspergillaceae. The record is from RefSeq and is a predicted model, not a curated record. Bases 1 to 810 code for a protein of 269 amino acids. Gene Ontology annotation, cellular component: nucleus. Gene Ontology annotation, biological process: regulation of transcription by RNA polymerase II. The transcript has 2 exons. Gene Ontology annotation, molecular function: DNA-binding transcription factor activity, RNA polymerase II-specific; RNA polymerase II transcription regulatory region sequence-specific DNA binding.
AUGUUUGAAUGCGCAAGCUGUUACGAUGAGUAUUACUACCAAGAAGACUGCGAUGAACACAUGGACGAUUAUGGCCAUUGGGCCGAAUGCCAGACCUGUGAUCGUCGAUUCCGCACACAUAGAGCUGUGGAGCAGCACAUGAACGCCACCAACCACUGGCCUCGAUACGAAUGCGAAACAUGUACCAGUGAAUUCACUUCGGUUGCUGCGCGAGACCAGCAUAUGCGGGCCGAGAUGCACUUCGAGCGAUACUGUCCUGAUUGUGAUCGACACUUUAUGAACAGGAAUAACCUGCACAUGCAUCUGAAUUCCAAGAUUCACCGCGGCACGACAGUCGUAUGUCCCUUUUGCCAGUCUUCAUUCGGCACUGCCAGUGGUGCAUGUACUCACCUCGAGUCGGGCGCGUGCCCCAACGCUCCAACGCUAAACCGCGAAACCAUCUACAAGGUUAUCCGAGAGAAUGAUCGCAGCGGCAUGAUCACCAACAAACUAAUCGGCUGGAAAGAAGAUGAAGAACGGAACAAGUGGGAAGUCAACCCGAAUGCUUACAAUGGCAAUAGCUGGGAGUGCUACUACUGUCACCGGGGGUUCGGUUCUGCAUCGUCACUGAGAUCACAUCUCAAUUCGCCUGUUCAUAAGCAGAAGGUUUAUCACUGUCCCAACAAGCUGGGAAGCUGUGACAAGCAGUUUACUGCUUUGGCUGCCUUGUUCUCGCAUCUUGAGAGUGAAUCGUGUGGAAUGACGCGAUUUGAGAACGUUCAGAAAGGGUAUCAUGGCAUUGUCACCGGACGAGGUCUCAUUGCCUUCUAG